Messenger RNA from Synchytrium microbalum, 2697 nucleotides. RefSeq lists its product as uncharacterized. The transcript is spliced from 14 exons. The coding region runs from base 1 to 2697 and encodes 898 amino acids. The record is from RefSeq and is a predicted model, not a curated record. Lineage: Eukaryota; Fungi; Chytridiomycota; Chytridiomycetes; Synchytriales; Synchytriaceae. Gene Ontology annotation, molecular function: protein binding.
AUGUCUACCAUCAAGAUCCCUACCACCUUCCCAAUCGUUGGAAGAGUCGAACCUGGGUUUGAGAGAUUACGUGAGGUGUUCCAGGCCAAUUUCGAUGCUGGAGAAGAGCUUGGCGCUGGAAUCUGUUGUUACGUUAAUGGCAAGAAAGUUGUAGAUUUAGAAGGAGGGUACUUUGAUGAAACGUAUGACCGUGUAUACGCCGGUAGUUUGCAGGUAGUGUUUUCAUCUUCAAAGCUCGUGGAGAGCAUUCUCGUAGCACAUGAGGUCGACCAAGGCAAUUUCGACUAUGACGACAAAAUUGCCCAACAUUGGCCUGAAUUCGCUCAAGGAAACAAGGAAAACGUGCUCGUCAAAGAGCUUAUGGCUCAUAGAGGAGGUGUUGAAGGGCUGAAGAAGAAGCCCACGCCAAAGAAGUUGCAAGACUUGGACGCUAUGGCUCCUCAUUUAGCUGCUCAACCACAUCUGCACGGUGGUAAGACCACCGAAGUGUAUCACGCAUGGACAAGAGGAUUUUAUGCAAAUGAACUGGUUCGACGAACUGACCCCAAGAAACGCGACAUGGGACAACUAGUGCAACAAGUAAUCUCCAAACCCCUCGGAUUGACCUUCUACUUCGGAACACCCAGUCAAGUAGACGACCGGAUCUCACCGUUUGUAUUGUACCCAUAUGCAAACCGUCCCAGAACAGCCGUCGAUGAAGCAGAUCGUGCAAAGGGAAUCCCGGCUCCUCCUCCAGGAUUGUUAGAGACGUUUGAUCUAACUAUAAAUACCAUUGACGUGACGGGCUUGCCACCUCAUCCGUCUGUCCCGAUAUGUGUUGCAAAUACUCGUGAUGGACGGAUUCUACAAGCGCCAUCUACGAAUGGCGUUACGAAUGCGAGAUCGCUAGCGAGAAUUGGUGCUGCUAUGGCUAAUGGCGGCAGUCUUGAUGGGGUGACUAUCUUGACGAAAUCCGGCAUGGAGAGGGCUGCUGUGAAGCAACCGAAAAUGGAGGACGGUCUUUUCCCCGGAAUGCAACUCACAUGGGCUGCUGCCGGCUGGGCAAACUGGGAGAACGAGAUUGUCCCAAAUAGGCAAGAAGAACUAGUGAAAUGGAACAGUGGAGUCAAGUGCUUUGAAGCUAAUGACUACGAGCGCGCUCUGGAUUACUUUGAGGCUAUUCCAGAAACCUCCAAGAUCUCAUUCAACAUUGGAAUGGCUUUCUUGCAGAUCGGACACGUCGAUGAUGCUCUCAAAGCCUUCUCGUCAGCUGUACGCAAAGACACAUAUCUCUCUAUCGCAUACUUUCAACGUGGAUGGUGCUACUUUCGAACCAGGAGAUACGAAGAGGCUUUCAAUGAUUAUGAUUUGGCAUUGGAGAAAAUGAGAGGUGUCCGAUUGAUUGAUUACACUCAACUUGGACUACCAUUCAAGUUGUAUUCAAGUCAUGUCCAAUUCAAUCGUGGCCUCUGCUUUAUCAAGCUGGGAAGUGUGAAUCCUGGACUUGAGGACCUCGACGAUGCUUAUCGAGAUCGUCCAAAAGAUUCAAAAGCAGACAAUGAGAGGAUUGAACAGGCUCAGGAACUGGGUCCUCGAUCUGCCGACAAGCUAUCACUUUUUGAUGUGCCACCUCAACUAUUAUACAAGCCACCUGCAUCAAAGAUUGAAAAUACUGCCAAAGUAGACUAUUUGGGGUCUUCCAAAGUCGUCGCUGCUGUUGAAGCUGCAGACAACUUUACAGGGUUUAGUGGGAAAAGGCUUAAGGCGGCUACUUUGGAUCGCAAUACAGCAACACGAGGACCUCUAGAUGAUGUCCUCCAAGUCGCGGCAUCAAGUCCAAACCUGCAACGAGCAGCAACUGCAUCCGCCAGAUCAAGAACAAUAGACACUGUUAGAGGAGACGACAGCAACAAUGAUAGAGGAGGUAUUGCCAUUACCCGAUCCAAAACGAUUGACACUACACGAUCCGCCGCGACACUCGACACUAGAUACGAAAGUAAUAACAAUAGAAGUAUGACACCAACACCACCCAAAGAACGAUCAUACGCUUCACCCACCUCUGCAACAACACAAUCAUCACAACCAACAUGGACAACAAGCAGAGGUGGUCGAGCAUCUCCUGAAGCACGAGAACCAGAACCUCAGUAUAUACCACAACAACAAUCAUCACAUGAUUCCUCAUAUAGACCACGAAAACAGUCUUUGAAACCAGAUGGUAGUCCAUAUGGGCAGACGAGAAGACCAUCGGAGGAAUCAGAGUAUGGAAAUGCUGGCAGUCAGCGUCGACCAUCUGACAAUCCGUCGGAUUAUGCAGGAAAUGGAAGGAGGCCAUCUGGUGAUCGAGAGUAUGCCAAUCUACGACGACCAUCUGAUCUCAUUAGUAAUUCCAGAACACCUACCUCAGCCAGACCUUCGUCGCCAGCACUCAGCUCUCCGGAUGCUGGUGGAAGGAUCAAGCUCAAGUGCCACUAUGGCGACGACACAUUCAUGAUGCUCAUCGCACCCAACACGCUCUUCCCAGACCUGUCAUCACGUAUAGAAAAGAAGUUCCAAUCCACUCAUCCAUUACGAUUACGUUAUGUAGACGAAGAUGGUGAAAAAGUCUUGAUGACUGAUCAAGAAGAUAUGGAGUUGGCAUUACGUCUAUAUGGGUUUGGUGGCUCUGGAUCUAUAUCGGCAUCUGAAAACAAGCUGGAGAUUUGGUGCUCGAAUGAAUGA